ACGGGUGAGCGCGCGCCAAGAGAGACAGCGCGACCACAGCCACAAGUUUAUCAGUGUAAGAUUCACAAAGUCCGAGUAUUCGGACCGCGAGUAGUAUUUUGUUAUGCGUAAAAGUUAUUUUCUUACUGUAGCCUAUGCUCCGAGAAUGCGCCAGGGUGUAUGAGAAUGUUCUUUUAACAAUCGUAUAAGCGCAAAUGUUGUUCACUAUCUCUAUCUCACUCAUUCACUCUCCACCUCUCCCCAGCCCAUCACUCCACCUCUCCUCAGCCCAUUACUCUCCACCUCUACCCAGCCCAUUACUCUCCACCUCUCCUCAACCCAUCACUCUCCACCUCUCCUGAGCCCAUCACUCUCCACCUCUCAUCAGCCCAUCACUCUCCAACUCUCCCCAGCCCAAUGCUCACACCCUGGCUGAACAAGCGCUUACUCUCUAGCCGCCAGUGAAGGCUCGAGGGUCGUCGGAUUCCUGUGAACGAAAGGAUGCGGUGCCGAAAGUCUUUUGGACAAGGUUCGGUUGGGAUCUAUCUAUGCAUGGCGGUCCUUUUCAAAGGGUCCCUACAGGGGGAGCACCAGCGCAGACUGUACAAGGAGCUGAUGGCCAACUACAAUCGUCUGGAGAGACCAGUGAUCAACGACUCCUCUCCUCUUCUGGUGGAGCUGGGAAUGACUCUGCUGCAGAUCAUAGAUGUGGAUGAGAAGAACCAGGUCCUGAUGACCAAUGCAUGGCUACAGCUGUACUGGACUGAUGUGUACCUGAGCUGGAACCCAGAGAAAUACCCUGGGGUUCAGAACCUACGUUUCCCCUCCAGCCAGAUCUGGACCCCUGACAUCCUCCUCUACAACAGUGCUGAUGAAAGGUUUGAUGCUACCUUCCACACUAACGUGCUGGUGAAUGCGUCCGGUUACUGCCAGUACAUACCGCCGGGCAUCCUGAAGAGUACCUGCUACAUUGACGUGCGCUGGUUCCCCUUUGACGUCCAGAAGUGUGACCUGAAGUUUGGCUCUUGGACCCACAACGGCUGGCUGCUGGACCUCCAGAUGCUGGACGUGGACACGUCCACCUACAUACCCAACGGGGAGUGGGACCUCGUGGGAGUCCCGGCCAAGCGUAAUGAGCUGUACUAUGACUGCUGUAAGGAGCCCUACCCUGACGUCACCUUCACGGUCACCAUGCGAAGACGAACCCUCUACUACGGUCUCAACCUUCUCAUCCCCUGCGUACUCAUCUCUGGCCUGGCCCUGCUGGUCUUCCUGCUGCCCGCCGACUCAGGAGAGAAGAUCUCCCUGGGUAUCACAGUCCUGCUCUCUCUAACAGUCUUCAUGCUACUGGUUGCUGAGAUCAUGCCUGCCACCUCAGACUCUGUGCCUCUCAUCGCUCAGUACUUUGCCAGCACCAUGAUGAUAGUGGGUCUGUCUGUAGUGGUGACUGUUCUGGUCCUGCAGUUUCAUCACCACGACCCUCAGGGCGGAAAAAUGCCCAGAUGGGUCAGGGUAGUGCUUUUGAACUGGUGUGCUUGGUUCCUGCGUAUGAAACAGCCAGGCGAGGAGCGUAAACCGGCAGGCUACAAGUACCGCCACACUCCACAGCACCACUCCAGCGCCAGCUCCAUCGAGAUGGGACCCAUGGGCACCAUUGCGGGCCUCACCACGCCCCUCUCCCAGGCCCCCUGCGCCACAUGCCCCACCGGCACCUCCAACGGCAGCAUGAGCCUCUACUUUAGCUACCAUGCCGUGGAGAGCCCCCGUUGCCCCCCCUCCAGUGAUUCAGGCGUGGCGUUGGGGGGGCGGGCCCAAGGGACCCCCUGCGAGGAGGCUGAGCCCCCAGGGGGAGGUGCUGGAGGAGGAGGAAGGGGGUUGAUCUUUACUCCUCCUCCGGAGGUCCUUCAGAUCCUGGAGGAGGUGUCGUAUAUUGCCCAGCGCUUCAGGGACCAGGAUGAGGAAGUGGCGAUCUGCAGCGAGUGGAAGUUUGCUGCUGCCGUGGUGGACAGACUGUGUCUGGUGGCCUUCACUCUCUUCUCCAUCGUUGGCACCUUCACCAUUCUCAUGUCUGCUCCCAACUUCUUAGAGGCCGUCACCAAGGACUAUUUAAAGAAAUAGUGUCAAUAUGUUCAACCAUAUAUGCCAGCUUCCCGGACACAGAUUAAGCCUAGGCCCAGACUAAGAACCACUGAGCAUGCUUUUUAGUACACGACUAGACUUUCUCUGUGUAUGGGAAACCAACCUUAUGUUCUAUCCAGAUUACUCUGGAGUAUAUUUGAGAAAAAUGGAUUUAAUGUAAAAUAGAUGAAUACUGUACAUGUAUCAAUGCAAGGGUUGUCUAUAGUCCCUUUCCUCUCCUUAGAUCCAAUUUAACUGAGGUUGUUCCUGUGUGUUGCCUUGCCAUCCAGAUAUCUCAUUACAAUAUCAACUCGCCGUUUGAACUUUGGAUUCCUGGACCUCCAAUCCAUGACCUUUAGAACUUUGAACUGUCUUGGACGUUCUGGACUGUUGUCAGCAUUAUGUAGUGUGGUUAAGGUACCUGUCUAUUUACAGAGAUGUUUCACUGUGACUUUAUGAGCUGCUUAUUGUUGUCUUUUUGACUGUUUUACUUUCACUAUAUUGUAAGUCUGUAUGUACACACCGUUUACUUUUUGCUUGCCGAAGCUAAAUGGCAUCGAACUCUGUCACGGGUGUAGAAGUGAUAUGUUCUCUUGGUCCCAGUUGACAUUGUUGCCACGGUAGUAACUGAUUGACGUUGACUGUGCCACUGUGAAAACCUGGAGUGAUUCAUAGACAGGAUAGUGGCAUCAUCAUGUAUGACUCACCUGCACAUUAGAGGAGGAAUCAGCCUGCAACAACCUGAAACAACAAGAGCUAUUGAAACAAGUAACUGGACAAGUGGAUACUGGAGAACUGCACUGGCUGCUAGCCUGAAACAACUCCUGCUGAGACUGGGCCUGUGCUAAUAUGUACACGUAAUCCCACUAUAUAUUGGAGAACUACUAUAGAUCCGUUAUUGAUCCAUUAUCCAUCUAGUACUAUCAGUAGGUGUAAUCGGUUUAUAUGACAUAAAUGUAUCUGUGCUGCAUAUAGGGGAAUGGAUAUGGGGGUGGUACAGUAACAUGGAGGAGCUAUGUGUCUGUCUGUGGUGAUAUCUAACAUAAAUGUAAAGGUUACAUGGAGACCACAACAACCCCAGGGAGGUUAUUAUGACUAAAGAUCAAGAUAUUAUUCUAUUGAUAUUGAUUGAAACAUAAUGUGGUUUACAAAUGAGACAUAAAGACCAUGGUAUAUGGAAUCCCUCAGGCCAGACAGUCAAUACUGUAAGUAACUGAACUAAACUGCCUGUCAUGUUAGAGAGUUAGUCUGUGCAUCUAUGUUUUUCUUUGAAUGAUCAUUAUUACUGUAUACUGAACAUACCACCCCCCCCCCUCCCACCCCACAGUCAGAGUCCUCCUCUGUUGUAGCUGUUGUUGUCACACUGCUGUCCUCUUCUUCCUGUGAUUUUCUUUGCUCUUACCUAAUAAAUAUCCCAUAUAGCCUAA
Messenger RNA from Oncorhynchus gorbuscha (pink salmon), 3524 nucleotides. Its product is annotated as neuronal acetylcholine receptor subunit alpha-7-like. The record is from RefSeq and is a predicted model, not a curated record. Gene Ontology annotation, cellular component: neuron projection; synapse; postsynaptic membrane. NCBI's taxonomy places the organism in Eukaryota, Metazoa, Chordata, Actinopteri, Salmoniformes, Salmonidae. The coding region runs from base 481 to 2097 and encodes 538 amino acids. The transcript is spliced from 9 exons. Gene Ontology annotation, biological process: signal transduction; nervous system process; regulation of membrane potential. Gene Ontology annotation, molecular function: acetylcholine-gated monoatomic cation-selective channel activity; transmembrane signaling receptor activity.